AUGAGCACCUCAGAUUUUGCCACGGUGGUGUUACCAGCCCUGCCACGUCAGCUCAAGCGCCUGGAUCUCCGCUCGGACCACUUUCUCUGCCCUGCCGCGUGCGUGGACCUGCGGGGGUUCUGGUUAAGCCCGUGUGAUGAUCCGGAGAUCACAUACCCGAGCCAUGAUCGCGUGUGGGGCCACGCGGACGGCAUUCAGCUUGCCGGCUCCUCCACCAUCCCACCUCCGCCGCCUCCGCCCCCUCCCCGUGCUCCUGCGCCCCCUCCUCCUCACUCUCGUGCCAUUCCUCCCCCACCUCCUUCCGUUCCUCCUUCUACUGCUUCUGUCGCUCCUCGCUCUACCUCUUCCCUCCCGCCUCCCCCCCCUCCCCCUCCCCCACCUCCUUCCGCAUCUCAUCCUCCGCCUCCUCCCCGUCCGUGCGUCCUGCACCCCCCACCGCCUCCCCGUGCGCGCCCCCCGCUCCCCCCACCGCCUCCGCCCCCACCGCCUCCGCCCCUCCCGCCUCCCCCCAUCCGAAACCGUCCGCCCCAGCGCUCUUUCCUUACCGACCUCCACGUGAACACCAUCGCCGCCUCGCUCCCUAAUCUCCGCGCCUUGAACCUCGACACGCCAGCGGACAUCACGGCCGCGUGCGUCGAGCACGUGGCCAGCACACUCCCGCUUCUGGCGGCGCUCUCGCUCUGGUCCGACGCCGUCACGUGGGAGUCGGCGGCGCUGCUCCUCGCGCUCCUCCCGUCGCUGCAGCGCCUCUCCCUCGUGUCCGGCGCGCUGGUUCCGCGCGCCUCGCCCCAGCCGGGGCGCGCAGAGGCGGGUGCAGCAGCAGCGCGGGAUACUUCAGCGAAUGCAGCCGCUGGUGCAGAAGCAGCGGGGUCGGAUGAUGCUCUAUCUCUCUUCUCCUCGCUCUCCCUUGCCCCCCCCAGUGCCGGCGACCCCUUCUGGUGCCCCUCAGGGUCCCACCUGUUCCGCCACCUCACCACCCUGGAUCUGUCCCGAACUGAGGUGCUGCGUUCCCCACCCCCUCCCGAUGGCGAGCCGGGGAGGAGCGAGGAGGCACUCUGCCGGGCCAUCCGCGGCCUGCCUCUCCUGGAGCGCCUCGCCCUCCCCCUGGCGUCAGACACUGUUCUGCUGGAGAUCUCCCAGUCCUGCCCGAAGCUCACCGCCUUGCACGCGCAGCCGCUAGCUCGGUUCAUCCCUGUUGCGUCUGCUGAGGGAAGUGGCAGCAACGACUUUCUCUACUACACGUCCGCCUAUGCCAGGGCCUCCGUGCGUGUUGCCCUUCCUGCUGUCCAGUGGCGGGUGACUGAUGCAGGGGUGGUGGCUAUUGCGAACGGAUGCACGCGAUUGGUGCAGCUGAGUCUGGGCGGCUGUGUGAACGUGCGACCCGCAGCGUGGCGCCAGCUGGCGAGGAGAUGCGGGCGGCUGGAGGUGCUGAGGCUGCCGCGCACACGGGUGGACGACGCUGCUGUCGUGGCGGCGCUGUUCGGCGACAGCUGGCACGGCGGUGUGGGUGUGAAUGCUGCCACUGCCGCCACUGCUGCCACUGCUGCCACUGCUGCUGGGGCUGCCCCUGGAAUUCCACCUAGUUCCGACGCCACUGCUGCUGCAGGCCGUGCUUCCAGUGCGCCAGUGCCCCUGCAGCUGCACCUGCCAAGACUCGUCCUGCUGGACCUCUUUGGAUGCCCGGGCGUGACUUGUGCCCUCCUGCUCGCUCUCUCAGCAGCAGCCAGGGAGCUUGCUGGCAACGAUGAGAAGAUCAGAGGAGAUGGGGUGGCUGAAGAGGUGGAGAGGGAUGGGGAAAGUGAGGAGGAGAAGGCACUCACGGCGGUUGAGGGUGUGGGGCAUGAGAAAGGAAGGAAGACGGUGAGAGGAUGCUGUGGGUUGCAGGAGUUCAGACUGCGGCGCCUGCUGGUGUCGCCUGAAGUGAUUGGUGGAGAUGGGUGGAGAGGGAGCGAGGGUGUGUUGGGGGGUGGAGGAGAUGGUGGAGGAACGGGCUCUGACUAUGUGGAUUUGAGGCUUGUUGCCAGGGAGCUAUUCAUCAUCCAGCCCCUCUAUAGUGCUGUAGGCCUACGUGGCAGUGCUGUAGGCCUACGUGGCAGUGCUGUAGGCCUACGUGGCAGUGCUGUAGGCAUACGUGGCAGUGCUGUAGGCCUACGUGGCAGUGCUGUAGGCCUACGUGGCAGUGCUGUAGGCCUACUUGGCAGUGCUGUGGGCCUACGUGGCAGUGCUGUAGGCCUACGUGGCAGUGCUGUAGGCCUACGUGGCAGUGCUGUAGGCCUACGUGGCAGUGCUGUAGGCCUACGUGGCAGUGCUGUAGGCCUACGUGGCAGUGCUGUAGGCCUACGUGGCAGUGCUGUAGGCCUAAGUGGCAGUGCUGUAGGCCUACGUGGCAGUGCUGUAGGCUUUGGGCUUGGGCUUGACCUCGGCGUCGUUCACAUUGCGAAUGUGAAUGGCGUCCCUCUCGUGCCUGUGGGCCGGUAUGGGGCAGCACGGGGCAGUGGAGAAGGGGCAGGAGGAUGGAUGAGGCAAGCGGUAGAGACAGACAUGACAGGACCCGCUGUGCCCUGCAGUUGA
Molecule: messenger RNA, 2571 nt
Organism: Closterium sp. Naga37s-1
Lineage: Eukaryota; Viridiplantae; Streptophyta; Zygnematophyceae; Desmidiales; Closteriaceae
Source: the annotation of a GenBank genome assembly